AUCUCGCGCGCAAGAUGUGUUGACUAUUAAAAUUUUGUUCUAUUUACGUUUUUAUAGAAAUUUUAAGCUCCUAGAGUUUUGGAUAGUAGAUUUUUAUUCUAUUUGUGCUAUUUAAUAGUAUAUUGUAGGCUUAAUAUGAGCAGUAUCGAAAUCGUGUGCCGUUUUUGUUUGCGGCAUCACAGCCGAAUGUGGUCGCUGAAGGCACUUUACGAGAAGCAGCACUCUUUUCUGGAAAAAGUUUACCAAUGUGCACAGAUUAACAUAAUAGAUGUGGACGAGCUGCGUACCUGGGUGUGCUACAGCUGCUACCGAAACAUUCAGAGAUUUUGCGCCUUCCGAGAAAUGCUCCGUGGGAACCAAAAUGAGUUUAGCCAACGCUUUCAAGAGGAACAAUUGGAGCAAAAAAACGUGGUCUGCUCAACUAACCAUCAGCAGAUUCAUGUGGCGUAUGAUUUUCUUGGCGAAUUAGAUAAUUGUUGGGAAUCUGACGGAAACGACUGGUGGGACACAGGUGAAAGGUUUACUGAAACGUGUAGAACUAACGAAGAUUCUGGCUUCAAUGAUCACCCAUCGCAAAAGACAACGGUGUCCCUGGAAAAUUGUUACGGAACGUUAGGUUCUGAAAUGGUUAAAUGUGAGUCAUGUCAAUACAGAUACCCAUUAUGUGCAACGGAUAGCAGCGUGGAAACGAUUGAAGAUCAUAUUUGCAUAGAAUAUUGCUAGUUUUGUUUUAGUUGAAUUAUGAAUUUAACAAAAAUUGAAGUUGUAAAAGUGUUUGACAAUAUAUUUUGCUUCCAAUAUAAAUAU
Messenger RNA from Topomyia yanbarensis, 807 nucleotides. RefSeq lists its product as uncharacterized. NCBI's taxonomy places the organism in Eukaryota, Metazoa, Arthropoda, Insecta, Diptera, Culicidae. The record is from RefSeq and is a predicted model, not a curated record. The transcript is spliced from 2 exons. Gene Ontology annotation, cellular component: nucleus. The coding region runs from base 136 to 723 and encodes 195 amino acids. Gene Ontology annotation, molecular function: zinc ion binding.